Messenger RNA from Rhinocladiella mackenziei CBS 650.93, 2127 nucleotides. RefSeq lists its product as uncharacterized. Bases 1 to 2127 code for a protein of 708 amino acids. The transcript has 7 exons. Lineage: Eukaryota; Fungi; Ascomycota; Eurotiomycetes; Chaetothyriales; Herpotrichiellaceae. Gene Ontology annotation, molecular function: DNA-binding transcription factor activity, RNA polymerase II-specific; zinc ion binding; DNA binding. The record is from RefSeq and is a predicted model, not a curated record. Gene Ontology annotation, biological process: DNA-templated transcription; regulation of DNA-templated transcription.
AUGUAUCGACCCGUUGAAAAACGUAUAUCUUGCAAGCGAUGUCAGACUCGUAAGAUAAAAUGCUCUCGAACGACACCCUGCCGUAGCUGUUCCAUCGCCGGAGUCCAAUGUGAAUUCCGCGCCGAUGACUGGAAACGGGCGCCAAUCUCACACGAGUACGUGGCUGCUCUUGAGGGUAGGAUAGCUGCAUUGGAAUCAUUGCUUUCGAGCAUCAAGACUUCGACUGGUCAUGAGCGAGACUCUAUUAUUGACGGCAUUGAUCUCGUCGAUCAUCUGCCUUCAGCUGCAAACACGUCUCGUUCGACCAGCGGAUUCAAUGAUCCUGCGGGUGAUAGACCGAAGGGUUAUUGGAAUCUUGGCGAAAAUGGAACGCCCAUUUUUCAUGGCCCCGGUAGUGUGUACAUCACAGGUCUCCUUCGAUCCUACAAGUCGUCAAGUAGACUGUCACCUCGAUCGCCUUCUCUCGAGAAAAUUACCAGUAUUCCUGGGACUGUGGUCAAAGAAUGUGUCGCUCUUUUCUUCCGAUGGCAGCACCCUUAUUGCACAAUCAUCGAUCGACAUGCAUUUUUGUCGGAAUUUUCAAGCAGUCCAAGAACUGGUGAAUAUUGUUCACCGGCUCUUUUGUACGCUGUCUGCGCUUUGGGAGCGGGAAUGUCUCAGGAUCAGAACAUUAAAGAGCUCGCAGAACCAUUCUCAGAGUCGGCCGAAGAAGCCGUCUUGGCGAAAUCCUUCUGGCUCUCUCAUAUCGCAACAUCUCAAGCGUUGUUGCUCUGCUCAAUUUUCGAAACUGGAAGAGGUAAUGUAUCAAAAGCCUGGAUGUACUCAGGAAUGGCAUUUCGAAUGGCACAAGACCUAGGUAUCCACGAAGAUGAUCAACCGCCCUUUUGGCAAGGCGCUCAGAGUACGCCGUUCGAUGACUUAGAGUCGCGGCGGCGUAUGUCUCUCACAUAUGCUAUUUCCGAUAAAAUGUUAAGCUUAUUCUUCGGGCGAUCGCCCAUGAUGGAUGAAUGUGAACCCCACUCGCACACCACAUGCCCCGUAUCUUCAGUAUCGAGCUCCGCAAAAGUAACAGGACCCGAUGAAUUACUCUCAUUCCAUCUCUGGGAAAGGUGGGUCAGCCAACAAAGCGCAAAUAACUUGGAAGACCUAGAUGUAUCCCCGGUCUCGACACUCCUGUUGACCAAACAAGCUGAACUGGGAAGCAUCAUUAAGGAAAUCCAGUUACGGGUACAUUCCGCUAACCGAAAGUCGCACCGUGGAUCCGAAUUUUGGCUUGAAGCGUUAUACAACAAGAUGAAUGCUCGGCUCUGGAGCUGGCAUAACUCUUUGCCCGGAGAGAUGCGAUGGAGUAGAUGGGGCUCCAACCUCGAGGAAGUGAACCCUAGUAUCGCCACCCUUCACAUGCUAUAUCAUACUGCACGGAUUAGUCUGAACCGGCCGCUUAUAUGCAAAAAUAGGCUGAAAGCCUCAUCAGAGACGUCAAAGCUUACCUCUGAUGCUUUUGAGAUUUGCGACACUUCUGUCUGGACAAUCGUCGGGAUUCUGCGCCGCUUCAGCACCCAAUAUACGCUGAAGAAUGCACCCUUGAUUUUUGUUCAUGGUGCUGUCACGGCAAUCGACGUGGCCCUGGCGAUGGGUUCGUGUUCACAGAAGGAUCCUGAAGGCCGUCCGAAUAUGAAAGACACGAUAUUACCUGCCAUCGAUGCGGCGCUCGGUGAAUUGUCUCAUGCCUGGACGAUUGCCAAUGAUGCGAGAAACAACUUGCAAAAUCUCCUACGCAAUUUGCAACUUGAAAAGCAAACAAAAAGUGAGAAAUACACAAAUACCUCCCCAAGUUAUACCGGCUUUUGUCCUGAUUUCUUCGACCUCCAUAUUACAGACCUUGGAGCAGCAGUUACACCGGGUGUGCAUUGCAUGCAGCAGAAGCCAGCAACCGUACAAGCCCCUGAUUCCCUCUACCUAAACAUGUUAGGGAACAAUAAUCUUAGUGUCGAUUACUCAACUGUGUUUCAAUAUGGGGAUGAUUCCGACAGCAACUUCUGGAGCUCGUUGGCUACCAGCGAGGAUGGAACACCGUCAUCGUGGACUGGUUCUCAGGACUCAAUGUCAUAUUUGUACGGCGCUUGA